Molecule: messenger RNA, 2361 nt
Organism: Topomyia yanbarensis
Lineage: Eukaryota; Metazoa; Arthropoda; Insecta; Diptera; Culicidae
Exons: 2
Coding region: 1-2361 (786 amino acids)
Biological process (GO): DNA integration
Molecular function (GO): nucleic acid binding
Source: RefSeq, a predicted model, not a curated record
AUGCUGAUUGAGCAGCUUUUGCACGGGCUCGAAUCGCGUGACAUGUGUGACGAAACUAUUGCCAAGAAACCGGCAACGUUCAAAGUAGCAUUUGAGGUUGCACACACUUUGGAAGCCACCCGCAAUACAGCCAAAGAAGUUCGAACGGCAAGACCAUCGUUGUUAGGUGAGGCGACUAAUAAGUUAGGUUAUGAAAGGCCGAAGACGCGCAAAACAAACCUUCCCUCACACACACAGAACAAUCAAAAACAACAAUGGAGUGACCAACAGUCAUCCGAGCAGAGGGUUUGCGGUGGAUGUGGUGGCAAUCAUAAUAGAAGUCAGUGCAAAUUUCGUGAUGCAAAAUGCUUCAAUAGUGAGCGAAAAGGUCACAUUUCCAAAGUGUGCAGAUCCAGCACACAGAAUCCGCAGGAUCGAUCCACCGCCCAGAUCCAUUCGGAAGCGAUACUAGCUUCUCUAGUCGACGUGAUCCAGCCUUUGAGUAAAAUUCACUCCAUCAACACAUGUGGGAAGCAAGUCAUCCAUGUCACCAUUGACGGACACAGCAUGGACAUGGAAGUAGACACCGGUGCUCCUUGUGGUAUAAUCAGUGAAAAAAAACUCCGUGUUAUCAAACCGAUUUUCACACUGGUAAAAUCUGACCGUCAAUUUUCCAGUUACACCGGGCAUCGUAUUCGGUGUUUAGGUCGUCUUCCAGUGAAUGUUUCUAUUGGUUCCACCACACGUAAGCUCAACUUGUACGUUGUUGCCGAAGAUUACGAUACACUUUUCGGUAGGGAGUGGAUCUCUCAAUUUGCGAUCGAAGUGAAUUUGAACGAGCUUUUCACCCAAAGCAAUACGGUACACUCGCUGGCGUCUACAUCUUCCAAGAUCUCAAUGGAUCAGCAACAGGCUUUGUCACAGUUGUUGGCCAACUAUGAUGACGUUUUCGGUGACACGGCAGGAAUGCUUAAGGGACCCCCAGCAUCGGUGCAUCUCAAACCAGGUACAACCCCGGUGUUUGCAAAAGCUCGUGACGUACCAUUAGCAUUGAAGAGUAAGUACACGCAGGAAAUUGACAAGAAACUUGCGGCAGGUUUCUACGAGCGAGUCGACUACUCGGAAUGGGCGUCAACCGCCCACAUUGUAGUGAAGAAGAAUGGAAAUCUACGUAUCACCGGAGGAAUCUUUCGAGUGGAAUGCCGAGAGAGCGUAUGCAAGGAAGAAAUCAAAUUAGCUCUCAUUUUGCCGCAGGUACUGAUGCCGUAUGAUCCGAACCUUCCUUUGAUAUUAGCCACGGACGCGAGUAAAUUUGGGUUGGGAUCUGUUCUCUCGCAUCGUCUAGAAAACGGUCGAGAGCGCCUAAUAGCGUACGCCAGCUGCUCUAUGUCUGCUACCGAACAACGUUAUCCGCAGAUUGACAAAGAAGCUCUCGCCAUCGUAUGGGCAGUCAAGAAAUUUUUCAACUACCUUUAUGCUCGCCGAUUUACUUUGAUCACCGAUCACAAACCGUUGACUCAAAUAUUGCAUCCAACCAAAUCGCUACCAAUUCUCUGUAUCAGCAGAAUCGCUAAUUAUGCCGAUUAUUUGUCGCACUUCAACUUUGAUGUUGUGUACAAAUCGACGAAGGAAAACGUUAAUGCAGAUUACUGCUCUCGAAUUGUUCGCACUCCACGGAACAUCGAUGUAAACAAACUUUCCGUUCGCGAGGGAAGAGAGAGUGAAGGUGACGGGUUUGAAGUGUUUGUUUUACAUCAAAUCGCACAACUACCUGUCCGUGCUGAACAUAUCGGACGUGAGACGCGCAAAGAUCCUAUUCUUGGUAAAAUCGUACAACUGUUGGAAGCUGGAGCCGAUUUGACACGAUUCGACUAUAAAGCACCAGAAGUCAAAUAUACUCUUUCUGCUACAUGCUUACUGUUUGAGCACCGUGUAGUGAUACCACCCGUUCUUCGUCAGUCCGUGCUAAAUGAUCUUCAUGUGUCACACCUCGGAAUUGUGAAAAUGAAAGGAAUAGCUCGUUCGUUUGUUUACUGGCCGGGAAUCGACACAGACAUUGAGAAGACAGCGAAAUCUUGUGCAGAGUGUGCUCGUCAGGCACAUGCUCCCUCCAAGUUUAGUGAACACCACUGGCAGUACCCCAAAGGCCCGUGGGAAAGGAUACACAUAGACUAUGCUGGUCCAGUGGCAGGUUCAAUGUUGCUGAUUAUAGUUGACGCGUACAGUAAGUGGUUAGAGGUGAAAGUCACAAAUUCAAUGACAACAGCAGCAACGAUUGGCAUUAUUGAUGAGUUAUUUUCUCGUUAUGGAGCACCUGUUACCAUUGUGUCAGAACGAAUGGCCAAGCAGAACGUUACGUGCAGACAACAAAAGACGCUCUGA